This is a messenger RNA of Spea bombifrons (plains spadefoot toad), 1355 nucleotides long. RefSeq names its product E2F transcription factor 5 (gene E2F5). Lineage: Eukaryota; Metazoa; Chordata; Amphibia; Anura; Pelobatidae. The record is from RefSeq and is a predicted model, not a curated record. The transcript is spliced from 9 exons. Gene Ontology annotation, cellular component: RNA polymerase II transcription regulator complex. Gene Ontology annotation, molecular function: protein dimerization activity; RNA polymerase II cis-regulatory region sequence-specific DNA binding; DNA-binding transcription factor activity, RNA polymerase II-specific. Bases 146 to 1216 code for a protein of 356 amino acids. Gene Ontology annotation, biological process: regulation of transcription by RNA polymerase II.
UUUCCCUGGUAACGAGUAUAGAGUAUCGUCACUUCCGGCGUGCUUUCCCCUUCUCGUGGUGUUCCUCGUGGUCGGUCCAGUUUAGCCGUUCAGACCGCGAUAUUGGGGCGGGCUUUAGAGGCCCGCCCCGAUCACACCGACCAGGAUGGCGGAGCCAGCUGGGGUCUCGAGUCGGCAUGAGAAGAGUUUGGGAUUGCUUACCAGUAAAUUCGUGUCGCUCCUUCAGGAAGCUAAGGAUGGAGUGCUGGACCUGAAGGUGGCAGCAGAUACUCUUGCUGUAAGACAGAAGCGGAGAAUAUACGAUAUCACCAAUGUUUUGGAAGGGAUUGGGCUGAUAGAGAAGAAAUCAAAGAACAGCAUUCAAUGGAAGGGUGUAGGUGCUGGAUGCAACACAAAAGAAGUACUAGAUAACCUGAGAAACCUUAAAGCAGAAAUCGCAAACCUGGAGCUUAAGGAAAAGGAACUCGACCAACAAAAAGUGUGGCUUCAACAAAGCAUCAAAAAUAUCAUGGACGAUCCAAUCAACAGACCAUUUUCAUUUGUAACGCACGAUGAUGUCUGCAACAGCUUUAGUGGAGACACACUUCUAGCAGUCCAAGCUCCAUCAGGAACACAACUGGAAGUUCCCAUUCCUGAAGUGGGCCAAAAUGGACAGAAGAAGUAUCAGAUCAGUUUAAAGAGCACCGCUGGACCAAUUAAUGUGCUUCUUAUUAAUAAAGAGUCUGGCUCCUCCAAGCCAGUGGCGUUUCCAGUUCCUCCUCCCGAUGACCUUUCUCAGCCUGGAAUGCCUGCGCCGAGUAAAGAAAGCUCAACACAGAAUACCUCUGGACAGACAGACGCUGUUCAGAACCCCAGUCAAACACAUGACCCGGCAUCAGGUGAGUGCACGCCUGCAGCUUGUUACACGGGGGUACCAGAGUCCAUUUUAUAUGCUGGUCUUGAUGCAGCUUCAGUACAAACCGCUUCUGGCUCCGGUACAUAUUCACCUCUGCUCCCCGCUGAAGACGCCAGCAUCCUUAAACCCGGCGCAUUUGAUAUCACAAAAAUGGAUGAGACGGAAGGUCAAAUAUGCGGUGAUCUAAUUGACGAACUGAUGUCUUCUGAUGUGUUUCCUUUAUUGCGACUUUCCCCGACUCCAGGAGAUGAUUACAACUUUAACUUGGAUGACACCGAGGGAGUCUGUGACCUGUUUGAUGUGCAGAUACUAAACUAUUAGAUUUUAAUUUUUUCUUUUGGAUUUUUAUCUACCUCUUGUUUGCCUUACACGACUCUACCAGUGAGCUAAACGCUACUUAGGAUUACCUAUGUUUACUUUUUUUUUUGUACAUUGUAACUAGAUUUUAUAAGUAAUUCUA